AUUUUUUGAGAGUUAUAUAUUUAUUUAAUUAAAGCCAAUAAAUUUACAAAGUUUACUUAUUCUUUUAAAUUUUAGUAAAAUGGAGAAAACAUAAAGUUAAGGAGAUAAGCAAAAAGAACCUUAGUCGGUCUCAUUAUGGUAUGAUAUGGAUACUGGAAAACAUUAUUUACUUAAUAAUGUUACAGGAGAGAAAAAGAGAGUUAAUAAAACUGGAGAAUACAUAAAAAAAUUUAAUGUUAAUUUGACUGGAUAAGUUAAUCAUGAUUAGAGAGUAGCUGCAGCAAACGGAGAUGCAUAGUAUAUGCCUUUUAAAGUAAAGUCUAAAAAUUAUCAGUCUCAAAAAGCAUUAUAUACUCCAUAGAAUGAUAAAUUUUAAGGAUAUACUUAAUUUCCAUGUCCAAGAACGCAACCAUAUCAGAAUCAAAAAUAUGAAUUUAAACUGAAUAGAGAAAAGCGAAAUUUUAUUAAAAAGUGCGAAAGUUUAGUUAAAUUUGAUAACACUACUAAUUCUAGUUUAUUUAAUUAUGGAGGUGAAAAAGCCUAGAAUUUAAAAGUAUCGUUCAUAUCUCAUUAUUAGGAGAAAGAUAACGACCUAUUUGAAAAGUAGAAACAAAAUUUACUUAAGACUUUGCAAAAACACUAGGAUAUAGAAAAAGAAAAUUAAAGAAAACAAGAAGAAGAAAAUGCAGAAAAUAAAUCAAAACAAAAAAUGAAAGUAGAUGAUGUUAUUAGCUAAUAAAGAUAUACUUCAAAAGUCAAAAGUUUUAGUUAAAAGUCAUUUGGAUUCAACUCUAUUACUCCUGAUCUUUAAAGUUAAUUCAACAACCACUCUACUUUAGAAAGCAAAAAGCUUCAUAGUAUAGAUACUAUGUUCUCUAAACUUGAAGGACUUUAAACAAAAACUUUCUAAAAAGAAAUCAAGCUAAAUUUCAAUGAGCAUUAGCAAUCUGACCCAAACAUAAAGACAAUUAAAGAAUUUAACUAAGACUUAGAAAUUAAUAGAUUACUAAAGGAUUAAUAACUACCUGAAAUAAAAGAAAAAUCAACAGUUAUUACAAAAGGAAGAUUUGGUUUUAAUUUAACUGGAGAUAAAGUAUUAUACGAUGCCGAUAGAAAAAUAGUUUUAAAGAAUUUCCCUGAAUAUUUCAAUGAGAAAGUAGACACUAAAAAGCAAAGACUAAAAGAAUAAAGAAGAGAAUUACUCAAAAAAGUUAUUGAAGAAAUGCUAAUUUAUAAUGAAAAAAAUAAAAUAUGAAAAAAUUUAAAUUAUCAUAAAAAUUUAUAACAAUUUAAACUAA
Molecule: messenger RNA, 1298 nt
Organism: Tetrahymena thermophila SB210
Lineage: Eukaryota; Ciliophora; Oligohymenophorea; Hymenostomatida; Tetrahymenidae
Exons: 7
Source: RefSeq, a predicted model, not a curated record